UUUUCAUCUGAUAAUCAAUAUGUUGAAAAUUAUCCAGUAGGUCAUAGCAUGGUAGAUCAAUCUGUAUCUCAUCUAAUGAUAAUACGUUAGCAUCUAGAAGUCAUAAAAAGUCUAUUCACUUAUGGGAUGUUAAAACAGGAUAAUUAAAAGUCAAACUAAAUUAUAAUAUUCCAGUCUACUCUGUACGCUUCUUUGCCAAUGGUAAUACUUUAGCAUUUGUUAGUGAGGGCUAACACUUUUUGGUUAUUGGAUGUAAAAAAAGUGAAAUUGAAACAACUCAUUAUGUUUCUCUCCUGAU
This is a messenger RNA of Paramecium sonneborni, 298 nucleotides long. Lineage: Eukaryota; Ciliophora; Oligohymenophorea; Peniculida; Parameciidae. The record is from the annotation of a GenBank genome assembly.